AUGGACCUGCCCCUGAACCUGUCCCUGAACCUGUCCGCCCCCUUCCCCAGCCCCUUCCCCAGCCCCUCCCCGCCGGAGAGCAAUGGCACCCUGGGCCCGGGGGACCCCCCGCCCGGCCCGCCCGGCCCCUCGACCUUCCAGGAGCUGGCGCUCGUCUUCCUGGGGGUCCUGGGCGCCGCGACGUUCGCCUGGAACCUGUUGGUCCUGGCCACCAUCCUCCGCGUGCGCACCUUCCACCGCGUCCCGCACAACCUGGUGGCGUCCAUGGCCGCGGCCGACGUGCUGGUGGCGCUGCUGGUCAUGCCGCUGAGCCUGGUGCACGAGCGCGCCGGCGGGCGCUGGCGCCUGGGCCGCCGCCUGUGCCAGCUGUGGGUGGCGUGUGACGUGCUGUGCUGCACGGCGAGCAUCUGGAGCGUCACGGCCAUCGCGCUGGACCGCUACUGGUCCAUCACGCGCCACCUGCGCUACACGCUGCGCCUGCGCCGGCGCGCCUCCAACGCCCUGAUCGCGCUGGCCUGGGCGCUGUCCGCGGUCAUCUCGCUGGCGCCGCUGCUCUUCGGCUGGGGCGAGACGUACUCGGAGCGGCGCGAGCGCUGCCAGGUGAGCCGCGCGCCCUCCUACGCCGUCUUCUCCACCGUGGGCGCCUUCUACCUGCCGCUCGGCGUGGUCCUCUUCGUGUACUGCCGCAUCUACCGGGCCGCCAAGUUCCGCCUGGCGCUUCGCCGGAGCCGCCGCGUCACGCCCAUCCCCGGCGCCUUGGAGAUGAAGACCUCGACCCCGAAGCCCCAGCCGCCGGCCACCUCGCGCCACGCCCCCGGGCCGCCGCCGCCCCCGGGGGACGCCUGGCGGGAGCAGAAGGAGCAGAAAGCCGCCCUGAUGGUGGGCACGCUCAUCGGGGUGUUCGCCUUCUGCUGGUUCCCGUUCUUCACCGCCGAGCUCGUCGGGCCGCUGUGCUCCUGCGAGCUGCCGCCCGUCUGGAAGAGCAUCUUCCUGUGGCUCGGCUACUCCAACUCCUUCUUCAACCCCCUCAUCUACACGGCCUUCAACAAGACCUACACCAGCGCCUUCCGGAGCUGCUUCUGCAAGCAGGCGGCGGCCUAGGCC
Molecule: messenger RNA, 1104 nt
Organism: Sorex fumeus (smoky shrew)
Lineage: Eukaryota; Metazoa; Chordata; Mammalia; Eulipotyphla; Soricidae
Gene: HTR5A
Product: 5-hydroxytryptamine receptor 5A
Exons: 2
Coding region: 1-1101 (366 amino acids)
Biological process (GO): chemical synaptic transmission; G protein-coupled receptor signaling pathway, coupled to cyclic nucleotide second messenger
Cellular component (GO): plasma membrane; dendrite
Molecular function (GO): neurotransmitter receptor activity; G protein-coupled serotonin receptor activity
Source: RefSeq, a predicted model, not a curated record